Messenger RNA from Dunckerocampus dactyliophorus (ringed pipefish), 1643 nucleotides. RefSeq names its product coiled-coil-helix-coiled-coil-helix domain containing 4a (gene chchd4a). Gene Ontology annotation, biological process: protein import into mitochondrial intermembrane space. Gene Ontology annotation, molecular function: protein-disulfide reductase activity. NCBI's taxonomy places the organism in Eukaryota, Metazoa, Chordata, Actinopteri, Syngnathiformes, Syngnathidae. The transcript has 3 exons. The record is from RefSeq and is a predicted model, not a curated record. The coding region runs from base 146 to 619 and encodes 157 amino acids. Gene Ontology annotation, cellular component: mitochondrial intermembrane space.
CACGCGCCGCCUACUAGGUCAUAGGAUUUUGCGGCUCCCCGGCCGGAUUGUCCGAUGAAAUACUCUCUGUUGAUGAGUAAUUUAUCUUAGGCUGACCAUAUUUUACCUGGGGGAGGAGGUUAGACGGACACAAACAGCGACAACCAUGUCGUAUUGUAAGCAAGAAGGGAAAGAUCGCAUAAUUUUUGUGACCAAGGAGGACCAUGAGGCCCCAAGCAAUGCUGAACUGGUUGCAGAUGAUCCCAAUGAUCCAUACGAAGAGCAAGGCCUCAUCCUGCCCAAUGGAAACAUCAACUGGAACUGUCCAUGCCUUGGUGGAAUGGCCAGCGGACCUUGUGGCUCGCAGUUCAAGGAGGCUUUCUCAUGCUUCCACUACAGUACGGAAGAGGUGAAGGGCUCAGAGUGCAUCGACCACUUCCGGAACAUGCAGGAGUGCAUGCAAAAGUUCCCUGAGCUCUAUCCUCAGGAGGAGGAGGACGAGAAGAAAGAAAGCUCCAAUCAACCAGACACCAACUCUGGUUCUGACUCUGCCGCUGCCCUGACCGAGGGCUCUGCCUUAUCACAAGAAACAGACUCUGUUCCAAUAAGCUCAGCUACAGAUAAUCAGGAUGCCAGCUAAGAUUAACCAGUUGUCAUCCACAGGCUCUUAAAUCUCAGUUUGCAAGCACUGCAAAGCAUUCCAGCACUGGGUUGCCCUUCUGUUGUUAAAACCUACAGAAAGGGUUUGUGCAGUGGGUGGCAUUUAUGGGUGGUAUUUGUAGGGCACCAGAAUGCUGAGCAACAGCAUAUAAUGUAAUCUACCGGAUGAUUAUGGUUUGACUGCAGCACUUGUGGUAAUUGAGGUUCACUGUGUGUUCAGAUCUGCAUUUCUUGUGUCAUGACACUGUUUGGGACACCUAGGUGCUUAUUGAUGAACUAUUUCGUCACCAUUUCUGUGCGAUCCAAUGUCCCCAGGUACGUGGAGCAAAAAGAAAACGUGAGAAGGCUUCUCAAGUUUUCUUCAACAACAAAUCUCAAUCGCUCAUCCUUACAGUUUCUAGAACGUGUUGUCCUUUGUAUCAUUUCCAUAUGAGCGUACUUGUGUGACCUAUUGUUCUUCCUUUGCUGCCAGCUUGUGGAGUUUCAACCAGCAGUCCAUUACAAAAAUAAUGAAAGAACAACCAUUUCCUUACAUGUCAUUUAUGGAAAGUACAAAUACUUUAUGCUUGUAUUUGUCAUACAUAAAGGUUUGUUCAGUUUAAGUUUAUACAGUAUUGGCCAUGUGGUGUGAACAUACUAAAAAGAGCUAGCCCUUUUUGUGAUCCCCAGUAACCGAACAAUUAAAAGUAUCCCUGGUAUGGUAUGUGGAACUAUAUUAUUAUAUUUAAUGACAAUGUUAAAUAGUUAUUUCCACAAGAAUAAUGUGUAUUAUCAUAGCUGAUCUGCGUGCUCGUGCAAGUACUACCUACCGAAUGAUUGACUCAGAUGAACACCCAAAUCAGAAGUACACGCAAAUAGACUUUUUAUAGGUCUUGCGCUCCAUGAUGCUAAAGAAGAGUUGGCCAUGGGAAACAAUCAGGACCAUCGUCUUUGUCUGCUGCUCAUUGAACAACCCUGUUGGCUGGGCAGUCAUUUCUAAAGAAUUAAACUGAGGUGGUGAAACA